This is a messenger RNA of Mesorhabditis spiculigera, 537 nucleotides long. The record is from the annotation of a GenBank genome assembly. Lineage: Eukaryota; Metazoa; Nematoda; Chromadorea; Rhabditida; Rhabditidae.
AUGUACCCUUGUCAUUUCCGGGAGCCCACGCUCACCUAUGUGAGCCCGACGUGCGACGGGGAGCUCGACAAAAUCCUGGACUCCCUGAUCAAGCCAGACUACGCCGAGGCGCUGUGGCCGCCUGCGUAUUGCCCCAGUUACGAGCCGGCUGCCAAUUGCUACACCUUUCAACCUGGCUGCUACGUGUAUCAAAAGAACUUGGCCAACGUCCGGGAAAGGAGGGAAGACGCUAGGACGAAGCGCGACAGUCGAAAGACCUUGACAUGCGCCGUUUGCGGCGAUCGAGCUGCCUACGCGCAUUACGGUGUCGUGAGCUGCGAGGGGUGCAAGGGAUUUUUUAAGAGGACCGUCCAGAACGGCAAGACUAAUUUGAUGUGCGCGAAGGAGGGGGACUGUGAGGUCAACAUCAAGACGCGCUCUUGGUGUCGCGCCUGUCGAUGGCAAAAGUGCCUGGCAGUUGGAAUGGUCCGCGAAGUUGUGCGACGUGGCGCGCUGGCUGGGCGUCGCGGCAAGUUGCCGAGAACUGCCGUUUUUGCU